UUUUUUUUUUUUUUUAGGACGGAGUCUCGCUCUGUCACCCAGGCUGCAGUGCAGUGGCGCCAUCUCGGCUCACUGCAGCCUCCGCUUCCCGGGUGCAAGCAAUUCUUAUGCCUCAGCCUCCCGAGUAGCUGGGACUACAGCCACAUGCCACCAUGCCCGGCUUUUUUUUGUAUUUUUAGUAGAGAUGGGGUUUCACCAUGUUGGCCAGGCUGGUCUCAAACUCCUGACCCAGUGAUCUGCCCACCUCGGCUUCCCAAAGUGCUGGGAUUGCAGGCAUGAACCACCGUGCCCGGCCACAGCUUCCUAUUUAAUAGUUGUUCCUGAUUCAACUGACUAAUAAUAUAAUAAAAUAAGGAACUAUACACAUGGCAUUAAAUAUACACAUUUAAUUCUCACAAGUUUCUGAGGUAGGUGAUAUUUCCCUGUUUCACAGAGGAAGAAACAGGCUUGGGAGGCCAAGUGGUAUGUUUAAAGUACUUCACUUGUGAUGCUUUAUUUUGUUUGACAUGAAUUCUCCCAUCAUUUUACUCAUUCUUAUUGAAAUAUAAAUAUGGAAAAGGUAUUCCAGUAGUCUAUGUAGACUGAUUUUUGGAUUAUCUGUCAUUUUGCAGUUAUCUUUGUCACUCUUCCCUUGGCUUGUGCAAACAAUCAAGAGUUGAUUACUUUUUUUUUUUUUUUUUUUGUGAGACAGGGUCUCACUCUUUCGCCCAGGCUGGAAUGCAGUGGCCCGAUCUAAGCUCACUGCAGCGUCUGCCUCCCAGGUUCAGACAAUUCUCCUGCCUCAGCCCUGCAGGUGGCUGGGACCACAGACGUGCACAACCACGUCUGCUAGUUUAUUUAUUUAUUUAUUUUGUAUUUUUACUAGAGACAGGGUUUUGCCAUGUUGCCCAGGCUGGUCUUGAACUCCUGACCUCAAGCAGUCUGCCUGGGAUUGGCCUCCCAAAGUGCUGGGAUUACAGGCGUGAGCCACCACACCCGGCAAUUGAUCUCUCUUUUUUUUUUUUUUUUCCUUGAGACAGGGUCUCACUUUAUCAUGCAGGCUGGAGUGCAGUGGCAAGAUCACAGCAGUGCCUCCAGGGCUUAAGCGAUCCUCCCACCUCAGCCUCCUGAGUAGCUGGAACUACAGGUGUGCCCCACCACGCCCGGCUGAUUAUUGCAUUUUUUGUAUUGUGUUUCGCCAUGUUGCCGGUGCUGGUCUUGAACUCAGCCCAAGUGAUCUGCCUGCUUUGGCCUCCCGAAGUGCUGGGAUUAUAGGCGUGAGCAACAGUGCCUGGUCCUGCUGUUUUUUUUUUUAAACAGAUUUGCACUUUGUUUGUAUGUGACCUUUGGAAAAACCAAACUGUGGAGACUGUUGUGCCACUAAAGAUUUGUCUGAGGAUGGACUCGGUGAAGAAUAUAAAGGCAUAUGCAGAUGGGCUCCCUUAGGAUUUUCGUAUAAUAAGAUGUAAAUUAUUGGCAAUGAGUUGAUCAUUACUGGAGCUGGGUGAUGAGUACAUGGAGGUUUAUUAUUCUGUUGACUUUUACAUGUUUAAAUUUUUCAGAAUAAAAAGUUUUUUCAACAAGGCCCUUUAUAUGUAAGUUCACGUGUGCUUGCUCUCUUCCUAGCAAAUUCUAUCAAAAUCCUGUACUCAAGGGUUCAACUCAAAUUCUGCUUAGCUGUGAAGCAUUUUCUGACCACCCCAUAUGAAAAUGAUCUUUUUUUUUUUUUUUUUUUUUUGAGACAGGGUCUUGCUCUGUCGCCCAAGAGUGCAAUGGCAUGAUCUCCGCUCACAGCAACCUCCGCCUCCUGGGUUCAAGCGAUUCUUGUGCCUCAGCCUCCCGAGUAGCUGGGAUUACAGGCGUGUACCACCAUGCCCGGCUAAUUUUUUUGUAUUUUUAGUAGAGAUGGGAUUUCACCAUGUUAGCCAGGAUGGUCUUGAUCUCCUGACCUCAGGUGAUCCUCCCGCCUCAGCCUCCCAAAGUGCUGGGAUUAUAGGUGUGAGCCACUGUGCCCGGCGAUCUUUUUAUUUUUAAUACUUACAGUUCUGUCUGCAUAAUUCCUUCCUUAUCUCAUGUAAAUGCCUAAUCUAACUAUAUUGUAAACUCCUUGAGAGUAAGGACCAUAUGACACUAACCUUGGUUCUCCCAUAGUGCCUAGCACAUUGUAGUACACAUAGACCCUACUGAGUAAAUACCAAGUGGUAAAUAUGACACUGAAUUUCAGGAUGGUUCAUCCUUUGUUGAAAGAAUAUUAAACAUAAGGAGGAUGCUACUGAGUGAAAAAUAAGUGUUUAUAACCCAAGUACUUAUCAAAGAGGGCUUUUUGUAACUUGGUUUCCUGAUGUACCAGUGCUGCAAGAAUGAGGAAUGCCAUCCUUUAUUAAAGUUCUAAAUAAAAGCUAUUAACAGAAUAAAUUGAAAUAAUUGGUAGUAACAUCAGAAUCUUUAUCACAAUUUAACUACAAGAUUCUCCUUAUAGCCUUUUUUCUCACAUACACUGAGGAAGUAAAAGAAUGCAUGUGAAAACACAGAUUGAAUGUGCUAACUAGACUUUUAUUAAUUUGAGAAAAACACCUUUCUUCCUGUAUAUUUAUGAGCAGUUUUAGUGUAAGUUCUGUGAGAAACGGGAACUCGUCUCUUGAUGAAGCAAAAUGUGGUACUUAUAUAUAACUGGUAUUGAACCCCUGCUCAACAUUACUAAUGUUGGUGUGAGGGAAAAGGAAGUCAAUUUAUUUGAACUCCUUCAAGUGAAUUUUGUUACCAAAAUACUAUCAUAAUAACUUGUGUAUUUUCUAUGUGAUAGAGUUUUACGAGCAUUGCUAAGUAAGGAAAUUGAGGCUCAAAGCAUGUAAGUAACUUGCCCAAGGAUGUAAAUGGUAAAGGGCUCAAAGGGAAGAUUAUCUGACACAAAUUCUGACACUGAAUCUGUCCACUUAAUGUUUCCACAGUGUUGACUGUAAGCCAGCCCUCUUUUGCUUGAGUUCCUGUAUUAGCCUCUUUGCUGGGUUUCUUCCAUUAUCUACCUGUUGGUACCUUCUUGGCCUUCUAACAACCUAAGUCAGAUCUUGGCAGUUCUCUGCUUAAAAGUAUGGGUUUUGGCCACACUUAGAAUAAAACCCAGAUUCCUUAGUGUGGUUCUUCAUGGUUUGAUCUUGUGUGUGUCUCUCUGAGGGAUGACAGACGAUAAACAAAAUAAGCUACAUAAGGAUAAAACCCUUUCUGUUUUUGGUACUCUCUCCAGUGCCUGGCAUUUAAUAGAUAUAAAUAGGUGGCUGCUCUGUGCUACCCAUCUUUUUUUUUUUUUUUUUUUUUAAAAAAAAAAAAAAAAAACAGAGUCUUGCUCUGUCCAGGCUGGAGUGUGGUGGCACGAUCUCGACUCACUGCAACCUCCGCUUCCCAGGCUCGAGCAAUUCUCGUGUCUCAGUCUCCUGAGUAGAUGGGACUACAGGCAGGCUCCACCAUGCCCAGCUAAUUUUUUGUAGACAUGAGGUUUUGCCAUAUUGGCCAGGUUGGUCUCGAACUCCUGACUUCAAGCAAUCCACCCACCUCGGCCUCCCAAAGUGCUGGUAUUAUAGGCAUGAGCCACUGCGCCUGGCCCGUGCUACUCAUUUUAAGGCUUUCUAAUCUCAGGGCUGUAUUAUAUUGAGGUGAUGUAUUGUUGUGAUAAUGGUCAUUACAUGUCAGGUAUUUGCAAAUAUUAUUAAACCUGAGAAUGGCAAAUAACACAGGUCUCCAUAUCUAGUGGAAGUCAGUUCUACUUUUGGAUUACUGUUGUGUGUUGUUGUAUCUGGUAUGAUCAUAUCCAAUUGUAGCUGAUGGAAGUUUUUCAGAGAGAAAGUAGUUGAAAAUUUGUGUCUAGCAUUAUAGACUUUAGAAGAUUUGCUCAUUAUUAUUAUUAUUUUUUGAGACGGAGUCUCGCUGUGUAGCCCAGGCUGGAGUGCAGUGGUGCGAUCUCGGCUCACUGCAACCUCCGCCUUCCGGGUUCACGCCAUUCUCCUGCCUCAGCCUCCCAAGUAGCUGGGACUACAGGCACCCGCCACCACGCCCAGCUAAUUUUUUGUAAUUUUAGUAGAGACGGGGUUUCACCGUGUUAGCUAGGAUGGUCUUGAUCUCCUGACCUCAUGAUCCACCCGCCUCAGCCUCCCAAAGUGCUUGGAUUACAGGUGUGAGCCACCGCUCCCGGCCCUUGCUCAUUAUUUUAAAAACAUAUUUUGCCUAUAGUUAAAGUACUAUGAUAAUGUUGUUUGGGUGAUGUGUGAUUUAAACUAAAAUUAGCCAAAGUUAACCCCAUGAAUUUAUAUUUAAAUCAUUUUCCUCAAGGUUUUUUAUAAAGCCUUCGGGGGUAAAGAAAGCUGGAGAGUGUACCAUAUCAGCCUGUAAGUAUCAGGUAGUACUAUCAAUUUAAAUGCUUAAUGAUCAUGCAUUUCUCAAAAAGAUUUCUACGUGAUCAUUUAUUUUAGAGAUGACAAAUGCCAUUGGAUUGUGAUGUGUCAUUCUAUAUAAUUGUAUUUUAUUUCAACAUUAAUAACAUUAAUAAAUUAGUUCUCAUCAUUCAUAUCUGUUUUAUCAAACCAUCUCGUGAAAAUUUAGAGAUGUCCUAAAAAGAGAAAGAGAGUGUUGAUAACCAAGUGCUGUUUUAUUUAGUUGGCUGUUUUUGGCAUCUGAAACUGUGUGUGACUGCUGUCAUGGCAGUUCGCCAUAAGUAUAAUUUGAUUUUUAAAAUUCUAUAAUCUAUUUUUGAUGUUUCUAGAGUUUAAUGGUUCCUUCUUAGGAAUUAAAAUACUGAUUGUAUGUGAUGUAUGUAUAAAUUAAGAAGUGUUUGCAACUUUCACUUUCUUUUUUUUUUUUGAAACGGAGUCUCACCCUGUCACCCAGUCUAGAGUGUAGUGGUGCGAUCUCAGCUCACUGCUACCUCCACCUCCCAGGUUCAAGCAAUUCUCUUGCCUCAGCCUCCCAAGUAUCUGGGAUUACAGGUGCACACCACCAUGCCCGGCUAAUUUGUUUUCUGUAUCUUUAGUAGAGACAGGAUUUCACCAUGUUGGUCAGGCUGGUCUCAAACUCCUGACCUUGUGAUCCACCUGCCUCAGCCUCCUAAAAUGUUGGGAUUACAGGCAUGAGGCACCAUGCCUGGCCAACUUUCACUUUCUAUCAUGUAUUUUCUUAUCCUUACUUAAAGAGUUAGAGGCAGAAUACUUGUCUUCUGGAAUUUUAACGUCUGAGGUGCUCAGAGGGGCUCUAAAUGAUCAAAUUCAGUUUUACAGGGAAAAAUCUAGUUAGUCCCAAUGAUCCUCUCAAUGAAUUGUUACCCCUCAGAUUUUAUUAAUAAGUCAAACUAGGGCCACAGCUUGAAAUGAAACAGCUCCACCUCAUUGUUGUGGAACGACUAGGUUGAGCUCCUAAGAAAAAGUUUUUGUAGGUAUCUUUAAGGUAUUAGACUAAGGAGUAUGCCUUAGCCUAAUAGAGACCUUAUGGAAAAUCCCAUUUCUUGGUUUGUAGGGUAUUCCCUAACCUGGUAGGAAAACUUAGUUAUCUCUCUUUUGGAGUUCCAGCAUGGAUAGUGAAGAACCACCAAAGGAUUUUUUUUUUUAAGUGCUCUGAAGUGGAGAUGUAUCCUAGUUGUUUCUACAUAUUUUGAAUUGUAUCGAAUAUAAGUGAUUAUUCAAAAAGUAUUCAGUUGUGUUAUGCCACUCAUUAAAUUUUCAUUUGAAAUCUUGAGAUAUGAGCACCUCAUUCUGUUACGGUUUCUUCGAAUCAGGAAAUCUUUAGCGUGAGGGUGGUUUUCAUCUCUAGUUGACUGUGACCUAGCCAUGUCUUAGUCCUAGUGUUGUAUUUGGUACAAUAGUUAUGCCUGUUGUACUCCACAGGGUCGUUGUGAGGAUUUAGUGAGAUAAUGCACAUAAAAAUGCUUCAUGCAUUGCAAAGUGCUCCGUGAAAGCACGCUGUUUGUUCUGUACAUUAUUUGUUAGAGCCAGAUAGGUUCCAGAUAGAGUUCCUCACUAUAGAAAUGACUUCUCUUGUUUCACAAUUUAGCCAGCGCUUAAACUUUGAGAUGUCCUUUAUAUUGAGGAUGCCACAUAAUGCUAUAUAAAAAGAAAUAAUAGUCUCCAAAUUGUCACUGAUUUCUAAGUUUCAUAGUCCAUGGCUACAUUCCACAAGAAGAAAGAUGAUGAAUAAAGCUAUGUUUCUUUUUUUUUUUUUUGAGAUGGAGUUUCGCUCUUGUCACCCAGGCUGGAGUACAGUGGCGCGAUCUUGGCUCACUGCAACCUCUACCUCCUGGGUUCAAGCGAUUCUCCUGCCUCAGCCUCCAAAGUAGCUGGGUUUAUAGCUGCGCGCCAAUACACGCGGCUAAUUUUGUAUUUUUUGUAGAGACGGAGUUUCACCGAGUUGGCCAGGCUGAUCUCCAACUCCUGAUCUCAGGUGAUCCACCCACCUCUGCCUCCCAAAGUGCUGGGAUUACAGGCGUGAGCCACCAUGCCCGACCUGUUUUUUCAUGUUAGUUUUAUCUUGAUUUUGAAGACAGUUUCCUUCAUGAUCUACUUAAAUGAAGAAAGAACAGUAGAGUGGAUGAUCCUCAUCUUUCCCUGCUUUUCCUUGGAAUGCAUGGUACGGUUUUCUACCCUUCUAAAAAUGCCUGAGGAGGAGCUGUUAGCAGGUUUGUUUGUUUGUUUGUUUGUUUGUUUGAGACGGACUCUCACUCUGUUGCCCGGGCUGGAGUGCGGUGGCACGAUCUCAGCUCACUGCAGCCUCCACCUCCCGGGUUCAAGGGAUCCUCCUGCCUCAGCCCCACUAGUAGCUGGUAUUACAGGCAUGCGCCACCGCACCCAGCUAAUUUUUUGUAUUUUUAGUAGAGACGGGGUUUCUCCAUAUUGCUCAGGCUGGUCUUGAACUCCCGACCUCAGGUGAUCCACCCGCCUCGGCCUCCCAAAGUGCUGGGAUUACAGGCAUGAGCCACUGCGCCUGGCCAGUAGUUUAUCUGUUUCCUUAUCCCACACCAUGCCUGACAGGCACACCCACUUCCCUUCAUCUGAGGCCUCAGGCUUGGGCUUCACUCUUGACCUAGAUAGGGCAGGUGUAGCAAAGAAAGUUUUGUUCAUUUCUUCUUCAAGCUAGUUAUACAGUCAUUGUGACCUACGUACAGUGCCUGACUUUGUUUUGUUGUUUAAGUUUUGUCUAGACCUUGUUUAGCUUGACCUUCCAAACUUGACUAAAUCUUCAAGCUUUGCCUGAUAGCCUUUGACUGUAUACUCUGACUUUAUAAACUUAUGAAAUUUACACUCAUUUCUUUUUUGUUUGUUUGUUUUUGAGAUGGAGUUUCGGUCUUGUUGCCCAGGCUGGAGUGCAGUGGCACCAUCUUGGCUCACCGCAACCUCUGCCUCCCGGGUUCAAGUGAUUCUCCUGCCUCAGCUUCCCGAGUAGCUGGGAUAACGGGCAUGCGCCACCACGCCCAGCUAAUUUUGUAUUUUUAGUAGAGACGGGGUUUCUCCAUGUUGGUCAGGCCGGUUGUGAACUCCUGACCUCAGGGUCAUCUGCCUGCCUCAGCCUCGCCAAGUGCUGGGAUUACAGGCGUGACCCACUGCACCCGGCCCCCUACACUCAUUUCUUAUAACCGCUUGCAAAAAUACUACUUUUAGAAGUAAAGAUUAGUUGUGAAAAACAAAUACCUUUGCCACUGAUUAGUGCAAAUGUUUCUAGAAAUGCCAUCUGGGACUAUGGCUAGGCUGGCUGGAACUAGUUGAAGAUUUGAGGUAAGAACAAUUAACCAAAAGGUAAGAGUAUGGAGAGGAAAAAAUGGAAGACCAGAAAUUGAGGCUUGGGAAACUCACAAUUAAGAAAUGUCAGGAAGAAGAGGAAUCAGAAGAGGCUCCAUCAGAGGUAGGAUAAUUAGGAAAGUGCAGUGGCGAUGAAAAGGCAUAAGAGAAUUUUUAGGGGCAGGAGUGUAAAAAGCUACAAGGAUUCAGAGAGAAUGAAGAAAAAGCAGGCUAUUGAAUUUGUAAAGGAAGUCAUUACUGAGAGUGCACUGCUAAGAUCAGAGUAGUGGGGGUGGAAGCCCAAUCAGGGGUAGGUCAUAAAGAAAUAAAGGCAUCUUCUGGGUACUGGCCAUUUGUUUGAGAUGUGAAAGACUUGAGGAAAGAGAAUGGUUGGUACAGACAGCAGGGUCAUAAAGGUCUUCUUUUUGUUUUUUAUAAAUAAGGGAGAUAAUUGUAUAUUUGCAGGCAGGGAGAGAAAAUUGAUCUCGGAAAAAAAUAUAUAUUUUUUUCACGCCAUUCUCCUGCCUCAGCCUCCCAAGUAGCUGGGACUACAGGCGCCCGCCGCCACGCCUGGAUAAUUUUUUGUAUUUUUAGUAGAGACAGGGUUUCACUGUGUUAGCCAGGAUGGUCUCGAUCUCCUGACCUCAUGAUCCGCCCACCUCGGCCUCCCAAAGUGCUGGGAUUACAGGCGUGAGCCACUGCACCUGACCCAGUAUUUUUUUUUACUGUAGUUUCAGUUUAGAGAUUUCUACCUUUUAAAGAAUUAUUAAGGGUUUCAGUUAGGGGUUGUAAAGAGAAUUUCAGAGGAGUCCUUAGUGUGUACGUUUAGUUUUUGUCUCUCUUGGUUUGUAUAUUGUCCACUAAAUUUUGGGUUGUAUUUUUUUUUUUUUUUUUCCCGAGACAGAGUCUUGCUCUGUCACCCAGGCUGGAGUGCAGUGGCACCAUCUCGGCUCACUGCAACCUCUGCCUACCGGGUUCACGCCAUUCUCCUGCCUCAGCCUCCCGAGUAGCUGGGACUACAGGCGCCUGCCACCAUGCCCGGCUAAUUUUUUGUAUUUUUAGUAGAGACGGGGUUUCACCGUGUUAGCCAGGAUGGUCUCGAUCUCCUGACCUUGUGAUGCACCCGCCUUGGUCUCCCAAAGUGCUGGGAUUACAGGCGUGAGCCACCGCGCCUGGCCUCUAAUUUUGGGUUGUAUCGUAUUUUAAUAGCCUUUGUGUUUUUUAUUGUUGGAAUAUAAAAUCUACCCUCUACAAUCUGACUUUCAAAACAAUCUGGUCUUAUAACCCUGCUUCCCUAUAUUUCCUUUAAAUAUUACGUGUUACUUCAGCCACACUGGGUUACUUCUGUUUCCUCUUUUAUGUACGGUGACUCUUCUGCCUCGUUUGCCCUUCUUCCAAGUCUCUAAACAUGUUGACUCCUACCCAUUUUUCAAGGUCUGACUGCAAUGUUUUCCCCUUGCUGUGGAGCCUUCUUUCUGAUUGGCGCAGGAGAAAUGUUCUUCUGAUGUCUACAGCUCUUUAUCUGUUCCUGUCAUGUGGGCAGCACUCAGGAUUUUCUGACCUUGUAUUGAAUGUAUUUAAUAUGACCAUCUUCCCGUUUUGACAAUGCACUUUGUAAGGGUAGGUUCAAAGCCAUUAAUUUCAUGGUGCAAGGACCUACAGAUAGUAGGUGCUCAGAUUUUCUUUGUAAAAGAAUGAAUAUUUUAGGGGUGAAAUUUGUUAGAUGCUGGAUUUUAGAAUAGAAUGUCUCCCUAAAAAUAUGGUGACAAGGCACAUGGAAGAGAGGAGAGAACAUCUUACUGCUCUUUGAAGGAAGUACAGAAAUAAAAUGGUUACUGUUAAGUUGGUUCAAGUGUUAUGUCCAAAUUUGCCUAACUUUCUAAUAUCCUGACAACACCUAGAGAAAGAAAGGGACUCAGCUAAGGGAGACAUUUACAAAGGGCCACAAGCCCUUUAGAGCGCUCUUCUUCAUUCAGCUUAGUCUUCUUGAACAUGACCACUGACUCACUUAUAAAAGUAUAAGUAAAAUACAAGUUUAUUUAUACUUUAUAUUUCCCAAACAGCCAUUUAUUAAAUAUGUGGCAUAUAUUACUUGUUUCCUAAAGUGGAGACACUCAGCUGCUUUUUUUUUUUUUUUUUUUUAGAAUUUGCAAAACAGUCUUAGGGAAAAAAAUUUCAGUAACAUGCUCAUGUGAAAAUAUUUUGCAGGAAACAUCUCGAGAUAUGAGUAUAAGCUGUAUGUAAACUAGCUUUUGAACAAUGUAAUAUUUCUCUCUCACUACUAUUUCAGGAAUUCAUAGUCUUUGUAUUACGCUUUUGUUUAAAAAGCUAAAAAAAUUUUUUUAAUAGAAACUUAUUUUGCCGUUUUUUUCUCCUUUUUCUAAAAGUCUGUUUUCUUUUUCAGCUCAUUUCUUGUCCUUUGUUUUAUAAUUAUUCAGAAAGGGCAAUUGAAAAAAAUCUCGUGGCCUGAUGUGUGCUUAUUUUAAAGUUAAUAGAUAUAGCAGUGCCUCAAUCUUAGGUCAGAAUUAAAUAACACCGUCAUCUGGAAUAGGCAUAAACCAGACAUUUGGGAGAUUAGGAGUUAGUUUUGUUUUUGAACCUUUGUAUCUUUGCAGUGGUGAAAACUCACAGGCCUAAGGAUGAUGUAUUAGGCUGGAUUCCUGGGUAGCAAAGGUUAUAAAACCAUGGGCAGAUGUUAUCAACCAGCUUAGGAAAAAGGGAAUAACAAGUAGAAGUAGGGAAGAAAUGUGAAUGGCAAAUGUGAUUGAGCAAUAGAAGCAGAGGCGAAGGUUAGAGAUGAAGUGGAAAAAGGAGGCAGCUACCAGAAAGUAGACAGCUAAACCAGAGUCAUUGUGUAGCAAAGGUGCAGAUGGCCCAAGACAUCUCUGGAAAUCCACCUUUGUGUUCAGGUUAGAUUUACCAAGUUGAUAAUGAGUCAACCUUUAGUGAUAGGAUAGAUAGUCUUAGCUUGUCCUGUUAGCUGUUGAGAGCAUCGGGUUUCGGCUUCACAGCUAGAUACCUCGGAGACAUUCUUGAUUCUCAUCAAAUAAUAAGGCCUGUUGACUUUUCGCUCCGUGUUUGUGUGUAUAUGUAGAAUAUUAUUUAAUAUAUUUUAAAUUUGCUUCCUCUCCCUUUUCCUAAAUUUUUGUUCCAAGAUGACCCUUCCCUUUUUUCCCUUAAAGUUUUGAGGACAUGAAUAAUGUUCAUGUGUUUAUCCUCAGUGGUCUGGCCCAUAGUUUAUUAAAAGUGAAGAUUAUUCUGGAUUUGAUUUUUUUUUUUUUUUUUUUUUUGAGACGGAGUCUGGCUCUGUCGCCCAGGCUGGAGUACAAUGGCGCGAUCUCUGCUUACUGCAGCCUCCGCCUUCCAGAUUCAAGCGAUUCUCCUGCCUCAGCCUCCCGAGUAGCUGGGACUAUAGGCGCCUGCCACCACGCCCAGCUAAUUUUUUGUAUUUUUAGUAGGGAUGGGGUUUUAUCAUUUUGGCCAGGAUGGUUUCGAUCUCUUGACCUCGUGAUCUGCCCGCCUCAGCCUCCCAAAGUGCUGGGAUUACAGGUGUGAGCCACCGUGCCCUGCCCUGGAUUUGAUAUUUUGAAAAUACCCUGAAAAAGUAAAACUUUUUAUUUUAUUUUUUUGGGAUGGAAUUUCGCUUUUGUUGUCCAGGCUGGAGUGCUAUGGCGCAAUCUCGGCUCACCACAACCUCUGCCUCCCAGGUUCAAGUAACUCUCCUGCCUCAGCUUUCCCCAAUAGUUGGGAUUACAGGCAUGCACCACCACGUCCAGCUAAUUUUUUUGUAUUUUCAGUAGAGACAGGGUUUCUCCAUGUUGGUCAGUCUGGUCUCGAACUCCCGACCUCAGGUGAUCCACCCACGUUGGCCUCCCAAAGUGCUGGGAUUACAGGCGUGAGCCACCGCCCCCAGCAAAAUUAUUUUUUUUUUCAAAGUAAGGUGGAAGAAUAUGGGAUGUCUUAAAUUGCUAUCAGUCCUCAGUUAAGAGCCUAAAGGGACAAGCAUUAAACAUCGUUUAUGGUUGUCUUAUGUUAAGUGAAAAACUAUUAUUCAAGGUGUUAGGCUGGACCUACCUUCAUAACAAUCACUAUUUAAUUUGUAGGACCUCUUCAUAACACAGUGGGAGAAUUGGUGACUAUAUCAGUUAGCUAUUGCCACAAUAACACUGCAUGACAAAUUAUACCAAAACUCAGUGGAUUAAAAUAACAAUAAAAUAUACUUAUGAAUCUACAGAUUGGCUGGUGCAACUCUGCUUCUUCCGAUCUGUAAGUUGAUUGAGAUGACUCCGCUUCAAGUGUGUUCAUUUUAGGCCCAGAGUGAAUGGGCAGCAGCCACAUAGGGGAAGCUCUUCUCUAGGCAGUGCCAGGGGCACAAGAGGGCAAGGUGAGACCUCUUAAGGUUUAGGCUUAGAACUGGCACACUGCCAUUUCUGCUCCAUUCUUUUGGCCAAAGCAAGUCAUAUGGUUGAAGCCAAAGUCAAGGAGCCACAAAAAUAAAUCUUACGCCCAUUAGUGGGAAGAACUGCAAAAUCAUAUGGCUAAGGAAUAGAUCCUGGAAAGGAUGAGGAAUUAAUGCCUCUAAUGCAAUCUACCACAGUUAAAGUUCCCUCUUCUGUUUCAAUAGGGCUACUUAUCGCUUUUUCAUGCUCUUCUAAAAUGAAGCAUUUCAUAUAGGCACAUUUCAUAGAAGUCCCUUUCUGUGGCAUUGUGUUUUUCAUUCUGAUGUUUAUAUUUUAUAAAUAGCUUUUGAAAGAUAUAAUUCACGGGCCGGGUGUGGUGGCUCAUGCCUGUAAUCUCAGCAUUUCCGGAGGCUGAGGUGGGCAGUUCACCCGAGGUCAGGGGUUCAAGACCAGCCUCGCCAACAUGACGAAACCCCAUCUCUACUAAAAAUGCAAAAAUUAGCCAGGUGAGGUGGCAUGAACCUGUAAUCCCAGCUAUUUACUCGGGAGGCUGAGGCAGGAGAAUCGCCUGAGCCCAGGAGGUGGAGGUUGCAGUGAGCUGAGAUUGCACCCAUUGUACUCCGCCCUGGGUGACAAAGCAAGACCCGGUCUCAAAAAAUAAAAUAUAAGAUAUAAUUCACAUACUGUACAAUUCAGUCAUUUAAAGUGUACAAUUAAGUAGUUUUUAUUAUAUCUACAGAGUUGGGCAGUCGUCACCACAAUCAUUUUUAUAACAUUUUCUUCAUCCCAAAAGAAACUGUACAUAUUAGCAGUUACUGCUCAUUACCCUUCUCCCCAGCCCUUGGCAGCCACUAGUCUGCUUUUGGCCUCUACGGAUUUGUUCUUUUUCUGUUAAUCGAAUGAUACAUAGCUUUUGUUUUGUUUCUGGCUGCUUGCACUUAGCACAGUGUUUUUAAGGCUCAUCCAUGUUGUAGCAUGUGUCAAUGCUUCAUUCUCUUUAUUGCCAAAUAAUUUUCCUUUUUUAUACCACAUUCAGCUUAUGCACUCAUUAGUUGACAGGCAUUUGGGUAGUUUCCGCAUUUUGGCUGCUAUGAAUAAUGUGGGGCCAGGUGUGGUGGCUCAUGCCUGUAAUCCCAGCACUUUGAAAGGCUGAGGCAGGUGGAUCACCUGAGAUUAGGAGUUCGAGACCAGCCUGGCCAACGUGGUGAAACCCUGUCUCUACUAAAAAUACGAAAAUUAGCUGGGCGUGGUGGUGGACGCCUGUAAUCCCAGCUACUCAGGAGGCUGAGGUAGGAGAAUCACUUGAACGCAAGAGGCAGAGGUUGCAGUGAGCAGAGAUGGUGCCACUGCACUCCAGCCUGGGCAACAGAGCAAGACUCUGUCUAAAAAAACCAAAAAUAGUAAUAGUUAUGCGAUGAACAUUUGUAUACAAGUUUUUGUGCAGAUGUAUGUUUUUAUUUCUCUUGGGUGAAUACUUUGGAGUAAAGUUGCUGGCUCAUAGUUUCUGUUUUUAACAUUUUGAUAAACUGCCAAACAGCUUUCCAAAACGGCUGCACCAUUUUACAUUACCACCAGCAAUGUGUGAGAUUCUAAUUUCUCCACGUCUUCACCAACACUUGUUAUUGUCUUUUAAAUUAUAGCUAUCCUAGUGAGUGUAAAGUCAUAUCUCAUUGUGGUUUUAUUUGUGUAGUGUUUAUAUUUAAUUAAGGGUUUGUAGAGGAAAAAAGCAGUAGUUUAAAAUGUUAGGUCUGAUUGUUUUUAGAAGUGUACUACCAAAGUUGAACCUCUGUUUUAGUCAACUAAAAAUCUUGUGUCAAGAACAAAAAUUUAGUACACCUUUGGUUCACAGAUUUUUCUUCAGGCUACUUCUUAUUUCUUUUGCGUGCUGGAAUAAUUUAGAAAGAAAUUAGCCUCAGAUAAUUGUUAAACUAGUUUCUUCCCUUUGGUUAAGUGAUUAACCGAAUUACUCUGGCAACCUGCUGCAUCAUCAGUAAGCUUGGGACUAGGAGUGGUUUCAUGACUGAAGGUUUGGUGGGUGGAAGUGGCGGUGAGGGGUGCCUUGAUGUGUCAGUUCUUUGCCAGGAGGAUAAUCACUGGAGGAGUUAGUUGUAAAAUACUACCUUUUCUAGAGCUGCACUGCCCAAUAGAAGUAUAAUAUAUGGUAUAUAUGUAAUGUAAAGUUUUCUGGUAGCCACAUUAAAAAGUUUUUUUAAAAAGGUGAUACUAAUUUACAUAAAAAUACUUAUUUCACGCCUGUAAUCCCAGCACUUUGAGAGGCCGAGAUGGGUGGAUCAUGAGGUCAGGAGUUCGAGACCAGCCUGGCCAGUAUGGUGAAACCCCAUCUCUACUAAAAAUACAAAAAUUAGCCGGGCGUGAUGGUGGGAGGCUGAGGCACAAGAAUUGCUUGAACCUGGGAGGCAGAGGUUGCAGUGAGCCGAGAUCGUGCCACUGCAUUCCAGCCUGGGUGACAGGGUAAUUCUGUCUCAAAAAAAAAAAAAUUAUUAUAUCACUGAUGGUAUGUAAUCAAUAUACAAAUUAAUGAGACAUUUUAACUUUUUUUAGUACAAGAUCUUCUCAAUUCAGACUAGCCACAUUUCAAGUGCUCAGUAGCUACAUGUGGCUAGCAGCUCCCAUAUUGAACAGUGCGGUUCCAGAGGUGGUAAAUACUUAUGAUCUAGAUUUUUGCUCACAUGUAUGAUCUGUGUGUCUUUAGGAAAAACAGAUGAGUGUGUGAUCAGUCUGUAUUUCUAGUUCUUUAGUUUUAUAUUGUUACUGCCGGGUUUUCUUUCAGUGGGGAAGAGGGUGUUUAGAGGGUUUCAGAGAGGAAGCUCCUCAUAGCUCAGAUUUUUGGUUGCGAGCAGUUAAAUUCACAGGAGGAAGAAAAUUGCCUCCCUCCUCAUUAGAGAUGUACCAGAUUCUAUAGUUCUCAGCAAGUAAAUCUGUUGGAACUGUUAUCGUUUGGUCCUUGUUCUGAUGGUUAUAGGUGUUCAAGGUCUGCUUUGGCCUGUUGUGUAUCAGUUAUAUACCACUUGUACUGCCUAACCACACAGCUCACUUGGUUAGACAGAGUAAGGUUGUGAAUUUGAUCUCUGUGUUUAAUGAAUGACUUUAUGCCUUUUGGGGCUCUGCUAUAGUAACUAAAAUAGAAUAAACCACAUCCUUUUUCAUCAGAAGUUUAUAGUGUUAGAGACUGGGUGUCAAAUGCCAGCAGAUGUAAUUAAGACAAUUUAGAGACAAGGAGAUUUCAGAGUGGGCUGUUGUAUAGAUUGUGUCUCCUAGUCAGUCAGUUGAUUACUAGAAGGACUGAAUUUGGAAAAAAAAAUUUUUUUUUUUUUUGGCCGGGCGUGGUGGCUCACGCCUGUAAUCCCAGCACUUGGGGAGGCUGAGACAGGCAGAUCACCUGAGGUCAUGAGUUCGAGACCAGCCUGACCAACAUGGACAGGUUAAAAAUACAAAAUUAGCUGGGCAUGGUGGCACAUGCCUGUAAUCCCAGCUACUCAGGAGUGUGAGGCAGGAGAAUUGCUUGAACCCAGGAGGUGGAGGUUGCGGUGAGCUGAAAUCGCGCCAUUGCACUCCAGCCUGGGCAACAAGAGCAAAACUCUGUCUCAAAAAAAAAAAAAAAAAAAAAAGUUUUAAUGUUUGAAUGACUUUACUCACAGCUUACAUUUUCUAAUUUGGCUGAGUCCCCAUCACUUUCUGUUUACUGUACACUGAAUCUCUACCUCACUCAUUUAUGCUGUUUACCUAGCUCCUGGAGGCAAUUGAGUUGUGAUCCCUUAGUAACCAUAGUUGUAGGUCAUUGCCUCAAGGAUGGUUGAAGAUAGGGAUAGCUGAUCAGUGCUCCAGUGACAGAGGAUUAAAAAAACAACUUUUUAUGGGCACUUGCAUGUUUAGAUACAAAUACUUUAACAGGAUUUGACCAUUGCAUUAUUACUGACUAUUAGAUGCCUUAAGGACAUGUAGUUAUUCUAAGUGGUACUCACAUGCUUUUGAGUUGGAGUCCAUAAAUGGUAUUCUGACCAAGAGAACAACGAUCAUGACUUAAUUUACAUGCUAUACCCUGGCAUUUGUGAUAAUAUGGACCCAGGGCCCAUUUGUGAGUUCACUGAUUUGUUUGAAUUUGAAGGCCAUGUGAAAUACUUAUGUGUUGUAGGUCCCGUGCACAAUUAUGGAAUUAAAGAACACCGUAAGUGGUACUAUCUUUUUAAUCAGUUUAUUUGGUGGUUCUGUUGAGUUUUUGUAUACAUUAUUAUUUUGAUAAUUUCCAAAUAUUUUAUACUUUGACACUUGUUCAUUAGCUUCAUUUUUGAAAUGUGUCUGAAAGCCUUAGCCUUACUAAGAAAGAAAUGUCUUUUAGUUGAGUUUGAAAUGCUUUGAUUUGUUGGUAUUACAAAGUAUUAAUAUAAGGGUUUUUUUGUUUGUUCCCAACUGAGUGCAGUCUGCAGUGAUUAAGCUCCAAAUUAGUUGGACCAGUAGGGGCGGAAUUGGAAGCCUUACUUACACUAAAUAAUGCCAUUCCUUUAGGGGAUAAAAUCUGGUUUAGACCUCUUUGGUAACAAAACAAGACCUUAACUGAAGUUAUUUCUAGUAUCUAUUUAUUGAAUAGGUGUGACUUGUCACCCACUUCACACACCAUUGUUACCUUUCUGAAAGCCAAAAAAAAAAAAAAACCCAAAAAAAAAACCCAAAAAAACUCUAGCCAUAAUUUUGAAACAUCUCCAGCCAUAAGGGUGUCAGAUAAGGAAUUAUGAAACUGUAAUACCAUAUUUUAUUGGUGAAAAUAUUGAAAAGUGUAGAUAAACACAAAAAGAAUAGAAAAACUACCCACAAUUCUACCAACACAGAGAGAUCUUUCAUUAAAUUUGUUGCAUAUCUUUCAGGUUUAAAAAAAAUCCAUAUAUUGUGACAGUUGGUUUUUUUUUUUUUUUAAAUUAUACAAGUUGUUGAAACCCAGAAAUCCCAAAUAGAAGUAAAAAAAGAAAAAUCCUAAUUACCUAAUAUUUAACUUACUUAGAAAAUUUAUGGUAACAUUUCAUGUUACCCUUUUGGGCAUUACAUAUAGGAACUGUAGAUCAUUUUUUACACAAAAGCAGGAACAGGUUUAUACUGUGCUUUCAUUUUUAUGUGAUAUUUAAUGUCUACAGAAGAAUAUAUGAUUUGUAUGUGUAGCAUAAUGAACGCUCAUGAACUUCACCAGUUAAAGAAACUAUAGGAUUACCAAUGUUCUGGAAGCCCCCUUUGUACUCUCCUUUGUCCUUCCUCAUGCCUCUGUCCCCUGUCCCCGUUUAGGUGUAACCACUGUCGUGAAUUUUGUUUACCAUCCCUUUGCUUUUUAAAAAAACUAGAUUUACAUCUGCAUUUUUUUUUUUUUUUUUUUGAGACAUAGUUUCGCUGUUGUUGCCCACGCUGGAGUGCAGUAGCGUGAUCUCAGCUCACCACAACCUCCGCCUCCUGGGUUCAAGCGAUUCGCCUGCCUCAGCCUCCUGAGUAGCUGGGAUUAGAGGCAUGCGCCACCACGCCCGGCUAAUUUUGUAUUUUUAAUAGAGACAGGGUUUCUCCAUGUUGAUCAGGCUGGUCUUGAACUCCCAACCUCAGGUGAUCCACCCACCUUGGCCUCCCAAAGUGUUGGUAUUACAGGCAUGAGCCACCACGCCCGGCUUACGUCUACAUUUUAAUGUUUUACUGUACAACAUGUUUUGUUUUGCUUUUUUAAAUAAGUUUAUAAAGAUGACAUAUAUUGUCUUUUAUAAUUUGUUUUUUUCAGUCAAUAUUUUUUCUAAGAUUUGUCCCAGUUGUUGCAUUCCUUUCCAGUGCUGUAUAAUGUUCCAUCCUGUGAAUAUAUAAUCACAUUAUUUAUCUGUUCUGAUAAAUAUUUAGUUUCCAGUUUGAGGCUAUUUCAGAGGAGUCUUGUGAACAUUCUUGUAUAUUUUCCUGGUAUUUAUGUUUCAGAGUUUUCUUAGGGUUUAUAUACCUGGGAGUAGAAUCUACCAUUAUCUUUUAUGGUGAGUGCUUUUUGUGUCCUAAGAAAUUCUUCUCUAGCCUGAAGUCUUGAAGAUAGUCUCCUAUAUGUUCCUCUAAAUAGGAAUAGGUUAGAGUUCAAGCUUUGCCUUUCACAUAGAAGUUUUUAAUCCAUCUAGAAUUAAGUUUGUUUUUUGUUUGUUUGUUUGUUUUUUGAGACGGGAGUCUUGCUCUGUCGCCCAGGCUGGAGUGCAGUGGUGCGAUCUCGGCUCACUGCAAGCUCUGCCUGCCAGGUUCAUGCCAUUCUCCUGCCUCAGCUUCCUGAAUAGCUGGGAUUACAGGUGCCCGCCACCACGCCUGGCUAAUUUUUUUGUAUUUUUAGUAGAGACGGGGUUUCGCCGUGUUAGCCAGGAUGGUCUUGAUCUCCUGACCUCGUGAUCUGCCUGCCUCAGCCUCCCAAAGUGCUGGGAUUACAGUUGUGAGCCACCACGCCCGGCCUCUAGAAUUAAGUUUUAUAUAUCUGUGUAUGGAUUAGUUAGGAAUCCAAUUGUCCCAGAACUAUAUGUUGAUAAAAUAGUCCCUGCUUUCCUCAACGAUCUCUAGCAUUACCUCUGUGAUUGGUUUUAAAAAGCCAGGGUCUAGCUCUGUUGCCCAGGCUGGAGUGCAGUGGUGCCAUCAUAGUUAACUGUAACCUUGAACUCCUAGCCUCAAGCAAUCUUUCGCCUUGGCUUCCCACAGCACUGGGUUUACAGAUAUAAGCCACUGUGCCCAGGUGGAGAUUGUUUUUGUAUGUGUGUUUAUGAAAGUAAUGUUAAAAUGGUAAAUAGUGUUUUGUUAUAUGCUUUUUAAAAUUAAAUAUAUCUUGAAUGUCUUUUGAUACCAUUUAAUAUAUAAUCAGUUUUUGUGGAUACAUAGGAGACCACUGUAUUCAAUCUCUCUAGUUUUUAUUAUAUCACUUUUAUUCCUGAUCUUCCAGUUGCCCUGUCUCAAGAAAGCUUAUAACCAGUUUUCUUUCUAUCUUUCUAGAAAUGUGUGCAUGAAAACACAUGUGUAUACAAAGUCCUAUGCAGUACCCCUGUUAUAUUGCAGUAAAAUACACAUAGCAUAAAAUUGACCAUUUUAAGUGUCACUGAACUCAGUGGCAUUAAGUACAUGCACAUUAUUGUGCAACCUUCACCACCAUCCAUUUCCAGAACUUUUUAAUCUUCCCAGAUUGACACUGUAUACAGUAGUCCCCUCUUAUCCACAUCCCAAGACUCCCAGUGGAUACCUUGAAACUGCCGAUAGUACUGAACCCUGUAUAUACUGUUUAUUCAAUCUGAUAACCAAGAUGGUUAUCAAAUGUCAAACUGGUGGGUAGGGGUAGUGUAUGUAUAUAGCAUGAAGAUGGUAGACAGAGGGAUGAGUGACAUCCCAGGCAGGAGGGAGCAGGAUGGCAUGAGACUUCAUCAUACUACUCAGAAUGGUCCACACUUUAAAACUUACGACUUUUUUCUGGAAAUUUCCAUUUAAUAUUUUCAGACCACGGUUGACUGCAUGGAAGGUGAAACCAUAGAUAAGUUUAAUCGGAACUACUGUACCCAUUAAACUUUUAACUCCUCAUUCCCCUCUCUCCCCACACCCUGGCAACCUUUGUUCUCCUUUCUGUCUCUGUGAAUUUGACUAUGCUAGGUACCUCAUAUAAAUGGAAUCUAACAAUAUUUUGUUUCUUUUUUUUUUUGUUAUUGGCUUUUUCACUUAGAGUAAUGCCCCCCGAGCUUCAUCUAUAUUUAGCGUGUGUCAGAAUUUUCUUCCUUUUAAAGGCUGGAUAAUACUUGACUGUAUGGGUAAGACCACAUUUUGUGUAUCUGUUCAUUUGUUGAUGGGCAGUAGUUGCUUCCACCUUUUAGUUACUAUGAGUAAUACAAUGAAUAUUGGUGUACAAAUAUCUGUUCGAGACCCUGCUUUCAGUUCUUUUGGAUAUAAACCUAGAAGUGGGAUUGCUCAAUCUCGUAUGGCAAUUCAACAUUUAAUUUUUUUCCUUCUCUUCUCUUCUCUUUUUUUUUUUUUUUUUUUGAGGCAGUCUCACUCUUUUGCCCAGGCUGGAGUUCUGUGGCGCUGUCUUGGCUCACUGCAACCUCUGCCUCCUGGUUCAAGUGAUUCUCCUGCCUCAGCCUCCCAAGUAGCUGGGAUUACAGGCACACACCAACACGCCCAGCUAAUUUUUGUAUUUUUAGUAGCAACAGGGUUUCACCAUGUUGGUUAGGCUAGUCUUGAAUUCCUGACCUCAGAUGAUCCUCCCGCCUCGGCCUCCCAAAGUGCUGGGAUUACAGGCGGGAGCCACCGCACCUGGGCAACAUUUUAAUUUUUUGAGGAUCCACCAUUACCAUUUUCCAUAGUGACUGCCAAAUUUUACAUUCCCACCAGCAAUGUAUAAGGGUUUCAGUUUUUCCACAUCCUUGCCAACACUAGUUGAAUUUUGUGUGUGUGUGUGUUUUCUUUCAAUAGCCAUCCUAAUGGGUAUGAAGUGGUAUCUCAUUGUGAUUUUGAUUUAUAUUUCUCUAGUGAUUAGUGAUGCUGAGCAUCUGUUCACGUUUAUUGACCAUUUGUGUAUCUUUGGAGUAGUGUUUAUUCACGUCCUUUGUCCAUUUUUUUUUUUGGCUGGGUUGAUUGUUGUUGAGCUGUAGUUAUUAGUAUAUUCUGGAUAUCAAUCCCUUAUCAGUUAUAUGAUUUGCAAAUAAUUUUUUUUUCCCCCGAGACGGAGUCUCUCUCUGUCGCCCAGGCUAGAGUGCAGUGGUGUGAUCUCGGCUCACUGCAACCUCUGCCUUCCGGGUUCAAGCGAUUCUCCUGCCUCAGCCUCCCGAGUAGCUGGGACUGGAGGCACGUGCCACCAUGCUCAGCUAAUUUUUUGUAUUUUUAGUAGAGAUGGGUUUCACCGUGUUAGCCAGGAUGGUCUCCAUCUCCUGACCUCAUGAUCUGCACACUUCAGCCUCCCAAAGUGCUGGGAUUACAGGUAUGAGCUACCACACCCGGCCGAUUUGCAAAUAAUUUCUCCCAUUAUGUAGGUUGUCUUUUGAUUUUGUUAAUAGUGGCCUUUGGUGCACAAGUUUUUACUUUUGAUAAGGUUCAAUUUUUCUGUCUUUUGUUGUGUGUUCUCUGGUGUCACAUCCAUGAAAUCUGCCAAAUCCAAUGUCAUGAAGCCCUUCUCUUUUUUCUUCUAAGGGUUUUUAGUUUUAGCUCUUAUUUGUAUGUUUUUGAUCCAUUUUUGAGACUAUUUUUGUAUAAUAGUAAAGGUCCAACUUCAUUCUUUUGUGUAAUUCAUUUUUAAUAGGAUAGUAGUGUACCAUAUACGCUGAGAUUCGUUAUCUGGCUUUUUUCACUCAAUAAUGUGUCUCAGCCCCAGUGUUUUUUUUUCAUCCUGUCCUCCAGUAGCCUGUUGAGUGGUGUGAGUCAAUAUGUAGGAAAGCUUUUGAACAUGGCUCCCUUCACUAACAGUUAAAAUUAAAAGAAAAUCAAGUAGGAUUGUUAAACCGAGGAAUGAAAAGUGAAAAAAAAAAAAAGAUAAAAGCAGGGAACAGAGGUGGAGUAUGGGAAUUCCAAGUAUCACCAACUUCUGCUUUUAGGGCAGAUUGCAACUUUAUUGAAAAUUUGUGAGGCACAUUGUUAAACUCUGUAUAUAUAUGUAAGUUUUUUAAAUCCACAUUUGACUGCAUGUGUAUAUAUAUAACUUUUACCUUUAAAUCAGUCCCCUGAAAUGUAGGUGGUGUUUUUCCCAUUUUACAGAUGAAAAACUGAUUACUUACCCAAGAUUUUAUAGUUAAUGAGUGGCACAUGUAGCAUUUGAACACAGGUAUUUUUGACUCUGCAAUUAAUGGUUCUCUGUGAUAAUGAGAACCUUUAAUCAAGUAAGCUUGAAAAAGGCUGCAUAUUAAAUCCCUCUCUUGGAAAUUUGGUCUGAAUUAGCAUAUUAUGAGCUAUGAGAAGUUGGGCGGUAAAAAUCUCUGUUUAAUUUUGCUUUAAAUAUUAAGACGCUUACUUGCUUAAGGGAAGAGUUUGCUCAGCGUGUUAACAAUACCUGGAACAGUUCUCCUUUAACAUUAUUUUGGGAAGUACCACUCACAGUUGCAUUCUAUUUUCUUGUUUCAAAUCAAAGGACAGUAAGUUAAAUCCUAACUAGGUGAAGAAGAGAAUCAGUCCGUAGAAUUCUCUAACACAGACCAGGUGUGCAGCUUUUGGAGCGGGGGAGAUGAGGAAUGUCAGUUUAUACUUCAAAGUCUGCUGUGAUGAUGUAACUCAAAAGUAAUGUGCUUUUCCAGAGGUGAAUUGCAUGUGACUGCAGCUUCCCCUGUCUACAUGACAGGUAUUAAACUGUAGCUUUAUUUUAUUUUAGUUUUAUUAUCUUAUUCUUUUUUUUUUUUUUUUUUUUUUGAGACAGAGUUUUGCUCUUGUUGCCCAGGCUGGAGUGCAAUGGCGCGAUCUCGGCUCACCACAACCUCCGCCUCCCAGGUUCAAGUGAUUUUCCUGCCUCAACCUCCCAAGUAGCUGGGAUUACAGGCGCCCGCCACCACACCCAGCUAAUUUUGUAUUUUAUGUAGAGACGGGGUUUCUCCAUGUUGGUCGAGCUAGUCUUAAACUCGCGACCUCAGGUGAUCCACCCGCCUCAGCCUCCCAAAGUGCUGGGAUUACGGGUAUGAGCCACUGCGCCCGGCCUUAUCGUCUUAUUCUUAACCCUACAAGGAAUGCAAGGCUGUAGCUUUAUUUCAGUGUGUAUGAUAUGGUAAGAUAACACAACAGAAGGAUUUAAGGCAUAGAUAAUUUAAGAAAAAAUAAUUUUUGACCAGCAAUACUUCUUACAUAUGGGCUUUGAGUUUAAGGAUUUUAUCUUGGUCCUGAAUUGUUCAUUUUAGCUCUGCCACUGAUAAACAUAAGCUGUGAUAUAGGAAAUGAAAGAUUGUCUCUAUUAUGGGCGUAUUAUUUAAAUAUUGAACAGAAACUCGUGUCAGAGAUGGUCAGCAAAUGAAUGAAUCAGCAGCCCAUUAGCGUUUAGCUUGUAAGAGAAAGUCAUUUAUCAGCUGAAUUGAGACCCAAUCCCUUGAUUAGGCAUUGCUUUUAGUAUUCAGUAGGGCUAAUCCUAUCUUUAUGUUUUUACAGAGUGUUCUUUGAUAUUUUUGCCCACUUAUUUUUCCAAGUUUUCCCAAGUUCCGUAAAGUAUCUUGUUAAUGAUUUCAUUGGAAAUAUGUUACAGCUGUUACUUAACUGGGACAAAAUCUUCAUGAUAUUCUGGUAUAUUCCUUCUCUGCAACUGACCAAGUUUUUGUUUUUUGUUUUUUGUUUUUUAAAUACUACAUUAAUUACCAAAUAUUUUAUACUUUUUGUUGUUUUAAUUAAGAUAUUUCAUUUUUUUCCUAGCUGGUCAUUACUGGUAUGUAGAAAUACAUUUUAUUUUGGCCUUUACAAUUCCUUUCUUAUUUCUCACUCUGAUAUUUUUAUUUUCCUGUUUAAUUAAUUUUUUUUUCUUUUUUAAGACAAGAGUCUUGCUCUCUUGCCCAGGCUGGAGUGCAGUGGUGCAGUGGCUCACUGCAACCUCUGCCUCCCAGAUUCAAGCGAUUCUCCUGCCUCAGGCUCCCAAGUAGUUGGGAUUAUAGGCGUGAGCCACCAUGCCCAGCCUACACUGAUUGCUUUUCAAAUAUUAAACCAGCCCUGCAUUCCUGAAAUCAUAACGUGUUAUGCUUUUUCUUUCUUUCUUUCUUUUUUUUUUUUAAGACGGAGUUUCACUCUUGUUGCCCAGGCUGGAGUGCAAUGGCACGAUCUCGGCUCACUGCACCCUCCACCUCCCAGGUUCAAGCGAUUCUCCUGCCUCAGCCCCCCGAGUAGCUGAGACUCCAGGUGCCUGCCACCACACCCAGCUAAUUUUUAUAUUUUUACUAGAGACAGGGUCUCGUCAUGUUGGCCAGGCUGGUCUUGAACUCCUGACCUUGGGUGAUCCACCCGCCUCGGCCUCCCAAAGUGCUGGGAUUACAGGCGCGAGCCACCACUCCUGGCCGGGUUAUGCUUUUUCUGUAUGGCAGGGUUUGAUUUGCUAACAUUUUGUUACAGAUUUUCAUGUCUCUAUUCAUGAGACACACUGGUCUGUGAUUUUUUUAGGUCUUUAGUUUUGGUAUCAGGGUAAUGCUGGCCUUAUAGAAUGAGUUGGGAAGUGUUUUCUGUCCUCUUCUGGAAGAUGGUGUAGAAUUGAUAAUUCUUUCUUCAAAUGGUUGGUAGAUCACUAGUGAAGUCAUCUGGACUUGGAGUUUUCUUUGUGGGAGGAUUUUAAGCUACAAUUUCAAUUUUGUUACCAGAUAUUGGCCUGUUUAGGCUAUAUAUUGAUUUAGGGUUUGUAUGUAUCUUUAUCCCAAUUUAUGUUGAAAUUGGUAGUUUGUCUCUUUCCAUUUCAUCUACGUAGUCUAAUUUGUUGUUUGUAUAAGUUUAUAGGUUUUUUUUUCUACCUUUUAAAUGUUUGUAACGUCUGUUGUGAUGUUCCUUCUUUCAUUCCUAGUGUUAGUAAUUUGUACUUCUCCCUUUCUCCUGAUCAGUUUAGCUAGAUGAUUUUAUCUUUUCAAAGAAUUGCUUUUAGUUUCAUUGCUUUUUCUCUAGUGUUUUUCCAUUUUUUUGAUGUCUGCACUCAUGUUUAUCACGUCCUUCUUUCUUUGCAUUUAAUUUGUGUGUGUGUGUGUGUGUGUGUGUGUGUGUGUGUAUGUGUUUCUCAAGGUAGAAGCUUAGAUCAUUAAUUUGAAAACUUUCUUUUUUUCCAGUAUAGGUAUUGAAAAUUAUACGUUUCCCUCUAAGCACUUUUUAGCUGCAUGCUGUACAUACUGUACAUUUUGGUCUGCUUGAUUUUCAUUCAAGUCAAAAUAUUUUCUUUCUUCUUUUUUUUUUUUUUUUUUUUGAGACAGAGUCUCGCUCUGUCACACAGGCUGGAGUGCAGUGGCGCGAUCUCGGCUCACUGCAAGCUCUGCCUCCCAGGUUCACGCCAUUCUCCUGCCUCACCCUCCCAAGUAGCUGGGACUACAGGUGCCCGCCACCACGCCCAGCUAAUUUUUUGUAUUUUUUUUUAGUAGAGACGGGGUUUCACCGUGUUAGUCAGGAUGGUCUCGAGCUCCUGACCUCAUGAUCUGCCCGCCUCAGCCUCCCAAAGUGCUGAGAUUACAGGCGUGAGCCACUGUGCCUGGCCCAUUCAAGUCAAAAUAUUUUCUAAUUUCCCUUAUUAUUUCCUUUGACCCAUGAGUUAUUUAGAAGUGUUUUUUCUUCUAUUAAUUUCUAGUUUAAUUCUCCUGUAGUUAGAGAAUAUGCUUUGUAUUAUUUCAGUCUUUUUAAAUUGAGGGAUGGAGGUUGUGUGUUUUUGGUGGUCUAGAAUAUGAUCCAUGUUGGUGAAUGUUUUAAGUACACUUGAAAAUAAUGUAUAUUCUGCUGUUACUGGGUGAAAUAUUGUAUAAGUAUCUGUGAAGUCAAGUUGGUCAGUAGUCCUUGGUGAUUUGGGUGGGGGGGGUCUGUUUGUUUUGCCAAUCACUAAUCAUUUUGUAAUAUCCCUCCUAAUAUUCCUUGUUCCAAAGUCUACUUUGUUGAUAUUGACACCACUCCAGCUUAGUGCCUGUAUGGUGUAUGUAUUUUCUUUAUCUUUUUAAUCUGUGUAUUUAUAUUUAAACUAUGUUUCUUAUACAUAGCAUGUGGCCGGAUCUUACUUUUUUGUCCAGUUUGACAAUCUGCCUUUUAGACUAGGUGUAUCAUUUACAUUUGAUGUAAUUAUUGAUAUGCUUAUGUUAAAAUUUUUUUCCUUCUUGGAAUUUAUUUUUCAUCUUUUUUCUCCUUUUCCAUGUUUUCCUGCCUUUUUAAAACAUGAAGUAUUUUUGUGAUUCCAUUUUAUCUCUUUUUUUUUUUUUUGAAAUGGAGUCUCUGUCGCCCAGGCUAGAGGGCAGUGGCACAGUCUCGGCUGACUGCAACCUUCACCUCAGGGGUUCAAACAAUUCUCCUGCCUCAGCCUCUGGAGUAGUUGGGAUUACGGGCGUCCGCCACCAUGCUUGGCUAAUUUUUUGCAUUUUUAGUAGAGAUGGGGUUUCACCAUGUUGGCCAGGCUGGUCUGUUCUUGAUUUACUAGCUUCACAUCUUUGUUUUAUAUUUUUAGUGGUUGAUACAGGGUGUAUAGUAUGCAUCUUCAUCACCAUCUAUGUUGAAAUAAUGUUAUACUAUUUCACCUGUAACUUAAGCAUAAUUUUAAAAAUUUUAAAUUUUUUCUAUUUUAAUUUUUUUCUGUUUUAGUUAUUUUCAUGGCAUAAAAGGCCACCAGUAAUUAGUGCCUUAAAACAACACUAUUGCCAAUUUAGUCUGUGGGUUAGGCAUUUGGAUGGGGCACAGCAGAGAUGUUCUGUCUUUGCUUCAUGAUGCCUGUGUCCUCUGCUGAGGCAGCUCAAAGCUGGGGGCUGGGAGUAUCUGAAGGUUUACCCACUUGCAUGUUAAGCAGUUGAUGCUGGCUCAGACCUUAGCUUAGUCUGUUGGCCGGAACCCGUGCACAUGACCUUUUUAUGUGGCCUAAAUUUUCUUACAAUCUGGUAGUUGGGUUCCAAAGGCAAAUGUCCUAAGAGAAGAGAGCCAAAUAGAAGCUAUAUUGGCUUUUGUGACCCAGCCUUGACUAGUGUCACUUCUGCUAUAUUUUUUAGGUGGAGGCAGUUACGGAGGUUUGUCUGAAUUCAAGGAGAAGGUGCAUAACCACCUCCUACCCCACCAGCACACACACACACACUCACACUCACACAUCCUCUCCUAUCCCAAACUCUCCCCCACAUCACACACACCCUCUCGUAUCCCAGCCCACAUGCUCUGCUUCCAGUGUGACAUCGACAGGAAUAUUGAUGCCAUAUUGGAAGCAAGGCAUGUGGGCUGGGAAAGGAGGCAGUCUUUGGAAAAUAUAGUCUACCACACUGCUGCCUUUGUGCUGCUGUUAUCAGGCAUUUUAAUUCUUUGUAUGUUAUGUUACACAAUACAUUAUUAUUUUUGUUUUAAACAUGUCUUUUACAUUUACUCACUUAUUUCUUUUAUUCUUUUUUUUUUUUUUUUUUGCGACAGGGUCUCGCUCUGUCAUCUAGGCUGGAGUGCAGUGGCGCAAUCUCAGCUCACUGCAACCUCUGCCUCCCAGGUUCAAUCAAUUCUCCUGCCUCAGCCUCCUGAGUAUCUGGGACUACAGGCACCCAUCUCCACGCCCAGCUAAUUUUUAUAUUUUUAGUAGAGAUGGGGUUUCACCAUGUUGGCCAGGUUGGUCUCGAUCUCCUGGCCUCAGGUGAUUCGCCUUCCUCGGUCUUCCUAAGUGCUGGGAUUACAGGCGUGAGCCACCACGCCUGGCCAUAUUUACCAUUUCUUUCACUCUUCAUUUCUUUUUGUAGAUGCACAUUUCCAUCUGGUAUUUUUCUUCUGUGUGGAGAAAUUCCUUUAACAUUAGUUGUAGUAGGGUUCUGCUGAUAAUGAAUUAUCUCAGCUUUUAUUGGUCUAAAGUAUUUUGUCUCCAUAUUUGAAAACUAUGUAUCACUGGGUGAAGAAGUUUAUAUUGACUUUUUUUCCUUCAGUACUUUAAAGAUCUCCCAUUUUCUUCUUGCUGCAUGAUUUCUAAUUUCAUUUUUUAAUUAAUUAAUUAAUUAAUUUUUUUGAGAUGGAGUCUAGCUGUGUUGCCCAGGCUGGAGUGCAGUGGCAUGAUCUUGGCUCACUGCAACCUCCGCCUCCCGGUUUCAAGUGAUUGUCCUGCCUCAGCCUCCUGAGUAGCUGGGAUUACAGGCACGUGCCACCACACCCAGCUAAUUUUUGUAUUUUUAUUAGAGACGGGGUUUCACAUGUUGGUCAGGCUGGUCUGGAACUCCUGACCUCAUGAUCCACCCACCUCAGCCUCCCAAAGUGCUGGGAUUGCAGGUGUAAGCCACUGUGCACGGACUCAUUUUUAUUUUUGUUUCUCUGAAUAAUACGGCCUUUUCCUUCUGGACACUUGAAGUUUUUCUUUUUACCACUGAUUUUUAGCACUUUGGUUAUGAUGUGCCUUGAUGUGGUUUUAUGUAUGUUUCUUUUGUUUGGGGCUUUUUGAGUUUCUUAGAUCUGUGAGUUUAUGGUUUUCAUUAUAUUAUGAAAUUUGCAGCCGUUAUUUCUUCAAAUUUUUUUUCUGCUUUCCCUUUUGCCCUUCCUGUAUUCUAGUUCAGCUGUGUUAGACCACUUGAUCGUGUUCCACAGGUUACUUAGGCUUUGUUAAUAUUUUUUCAGUCUUCACUGUGGGUACUUUUUACUGCUGUGUCUUCAAGUUAAACCAUCUUUCCUUCUGCAGGGGGUCUCAUCUGCUGUUACUCUCAGCCAAUGUGUUUUUCAUUUGAGAUACUGUACUUUUAAAAUCUUUACAGUUUCCAUUUGGGUCAGAAAAACUAUUUGUCUCCUUUCCACAUCACAUUCAUAUGAACUGUAUAUUGUUUGUUUUAACGUCCUUGUGUUCUAAUUCCAUUAUUUCUAUCAUUUGUAGAUUUAUUUCAAUUAAUUUUUCAUCUGGAUAUGGGUCUUUUUCACUUCUUCGUAUGCCUGGACAUUGUGAAUUUUAUAUUGCUGAACACUGGAUUUGCUGUAUUCCUCUAAAGACUGUCAGAUUGUAUUUGGUCACACAGAUAAGUAAUGUUUGGAUCAGUUUGAUCCUUGUGAAGCUUACUUUUAAGGUUUUUGUGGCUAGUAAUAGCGGCCUUUAAUCCUUGGACUAACUUGGCCCCCCUACUAAGGUGUUGAUCCUUCUAAGGCCCCGUGCUUUUUUCAUGGUCAGAGUGACCAGCCCUGUGGGAGCUCUGGGAAGUGUUGGCCCUAUUGCUUUCCAGUAGAUUGUUCCCUGACCUUGGGGAGACUUCCUCUCAAGCACUUGGAGAUCCGAGACUGAAAGGAACCCUUCUGCCAGACCUCCGGAGCCCUCUGCAUGCAGCCCCCGCUUCUCCAGUACUGGGUCCUGCAAAUUCUGGCUGCCUCAGCUUCCCCCAGCUCUGUUGGCUCCUCAGUGCAUUGAGACCCUUGGAUUUGGUUUCAGUGUUCUGUCCCUGAAGUAUGAAGCCUGGGAGUUGUCUCCAGGCUUUAAGUUUGGUUAGUCAUAAAAUUUACCUUCUUUUUUCCUUUCCCUGGAGGGGGAUCACAGUCUUGUGCUACUUUUUGCCCAGUGUCUAAAACUUGUUAUUUCAUGUGUAUUGUCUGGUUUUCUAGCUGUUUAUAGUGGGAGGACAGUUACUGUAGCAGUUACAACUUCAUGUUCCAAAUUGAGAGUCCUCCUGUUUAAAUUUUGUUAAUAUAGUCAGCCCUCUGUAUCUGUGGGUUCUGCAUUAUUGGAUUCAACCAACCAUGGAUCAGAAUUUUUGGAAAAGAAAAUAAUAACAAUACAAUGAUAAAACAACACACAUUCUUUAAAAAUACAGCAUAACAACAGGUUGAGUAUCCCUAAUCCAGAAAUCUGAAGUGCUCUAAAUUUUGAAACUUUUUGAGUGCCAUGAUGCUCAAAGGACAUACUCAUUUGAGCAUUUCAGAUUUUUAAAUUAGGGAUGUUGAACCAGUAAAUAUGUAAUGCAAAUAUUCCAAAAUCGGAAAAAUCCCAGAUCCAAACACUUCUGGUCUCAAGCAUUUCAGAUAAGGAAUAUUCAACUGUAUUUAUAUAGCAUUUACAUUGUAUUAGCUAUUAUAAGUAAUGUAGAGAUGAUUUAAAGUAUAUGGAAGGAUAUGUGCAGGUUAUAUGCAAAUACUGUGCCCUUUUUUUUUAUCCCUCCCUGAGACGGAGUUUCAUUCUUGUCACCCAGGCUGGAGUGCAGUGGCACAAUCUCGGCUCGCUGCAACCUCCGCCUUGCAGGUUCAAGUGAUUCUCCUGCCUUAGCCGCCCGAGUAGGUGGGAUUACAGGCGUGCACCACCACACCCAGCUAAUUUUUGUAUUUUUAGUAGAGACAGGGUUUCACCACGUUGGCCGGGCUGGUCUCGAACUCCUGACCUCAAAUGAUCCACUCAUCUCAGCCUCCCAAAAUGCUGGAAUUACAGCUGUGAGCCACUGCACCUGGCCAUUUUAUAUAAAGGACUUUAGCAUAUGUGAAUUUUGUUAUCCAAGGGGGAUCCUGGAAUCAAUCCCCCGUGGAUACCAGGAUACCAAGGGAUGAUUGUACUUUCAGUGAUUUAUCACUUUCAUUUGUCAACAGAUUUUAUGUCAAUUCUGCUUUCUACUUUGCCAGCUUUUUUUCUUUUUACUUUUUAAAAAACUGUGGUAAAAUGUAUAUAUAACAUAAAAUUUACCAUUUUAAUCGUUUUUAAAUGUACUGUCAUGUGGUAUUAUGUGUAUUCACAUUGUUGUGCAGUCAUCAUCACUGUUUACCUCCAGAACUUUUUCUUUUUUUUUUUUUUUUUUUGGAGACGGAGUCUCACUCUGUCGCCCAGGCUGGAGUGCAGUGGCAUGAUCUCAGCUCACUGCAACUUCUGCCUCCUGGGUUCAAGCGAUUCUCCUGUCUCAGCCUCCCGAAUAACUGGGACUAUAGGUGCCUGGCGCCAUGCCCGGCUGUUUUUUUUUGUGUUUUAGUAGAGACAAGGUUUCACCAUGUUGCCUAGGCUGGUCUUGAACUCCUGAGCUGAGGCAAUCUGCCCGCCUCCGCCUCCCAAAGUUCAUCUUCUUAAACUGAAACUCUGUACUUAUUAAACAGCAACCUUCAUUUUCCUCUCACUGAGCCCCUGGCAGCCACCAUUCCACUGUCUAUGAAUUUGACUGCUCUAGCUAGGUCACAUAAAUGGAAUCCUUUAUUUGUCCUUUUGUGACUGGCAUACUUCACUUAUCAUGUCUUCAGGGUUCAUCCCUGUUGUAGCAUGUAUCAGAAUUUAAGAAUUAACUUUUUUUUUUAAAGCUGAGUAAUAUUUGAAUGUAUAGAUAGGCCACAUUUUUCUUACCCAUUCUUUCAUCACUGGGCAUGGGUUGCUUCCACCCUUUGGCUAUUGUGAAUAAUGCUGCUGUGAACAUUGCUGUACAGACAUCUCUCAAGACUCUGCUUUCUGUUCUUCCCAGUUUGAUUUUUGCAUUUAUCUUUGUAUCUUUUUUCUUUCUUUUUUUCUGAGACCGAGUUUCACCCUUGUUGCCCAGGCUGGAGUGCUCAAUCUCUGCUUACCGUGACCUCUGCCUCCCGGGUUCAAGUGAUUCUCCUGCCUCAGCCUCCCGAGUAGCUGGGAUUACAGGCAUGCGCCACCACGACCAGCUAAUUUUGUAUUUUUAGUAGAGAUGGGGUUUCUCCAUGUUGGUCAGGCUGGUCUCAAACUCCUGACCUCAGGUGAUCCACCCGCCUCAGCCUCCCAAAGUGCUGGGAUUACAGGCAUGAGCCACUGCACUUGGCCCUUUUUUUUCUUUAUUACUUUGCUUUUAUUCUGAAUCUGAAGAUGUGUUCUUUUUUCCAUGUUGACAAUAUAAUUUAAAACUGAACGUUUCUUUUACGGUCUGCAUCCUUUACAGUAAGCUAAACAUUUUUGGUUACAUUUGUUGAAAACAGUAUGAAAGAUUCAAUGGCUUUAUGUCACUGACAAAUUUUCAUUUUGGACAACAUGCUAGUGUGAGUAGUUUCUGGUCCAGUGAAAUCCAGUUUUCAGAUAUUCCUAUUUUUGGAUUCUCAGCUGUGUAUUUGAAAUCAUCACAUUUGAAAUUUGUUUGUUCCAGAACAUAUAUGUUCUCAUUCUUGUUUGUACUUGAGUCAUGUUUAAUCACAUAUAUUUGUAGUAUGCUUAGAUGUAGUAGUUUCCAUUUUCAUAACUACUUUUCUGUUGAUCCAUUAUGGUGAAUUGCAGCUACAAAGUCAUACUGUGUAGUAGCGAAAAUGCUAACAUAAGAAGUAAAUAGUAGCAAGCAAAGGAUUUUUAAAAUAUCCAACCUAGUCAUAUAUACCCGUUUAGCUCAGUAGUUCUCAGCUGUGGUAAUACCAUUCUCUGGUGUGCAUUUUUGAAAUUCAUGAGAACAUUUUUGUUUGGCACCAUAGUAGAGGUCGUUACAGGCAUUUAAUGGACAGGGUUUAGGUCUGCUAGAUGUCUUGCAGUGUGCAGGAAAGUGCUACAGCGAAUAACUAUUCUGUCUCAUAUGGUGUUUGAAGCUCCUUUAAUUAAGUCUAAAAUAUUUUACAUAUAAACACAAAUCAUUUUUUACAUGAUAAACUACAUUUUCUAUGAAUGGCACUGUUGUGUAAAUCAAGGAGUGAGUAAUGUUUUUUCAUUUAAGGCUUUACCAAGAGUUUGCCAUUUUGGUAGAAUGCAUCACCUACAGCAGUACUCCUCAUGGUAUCGUAGUCACCAUUCGACACACCUGAUUCAGUCUGCAUUUGUUGCUGUCACAUUCAUGGUGAUGUUUCAAAUUGAUGCAAGCAUUUUAUUAUAUCAUGUUAUUUCCUAGUGUAUUGGUGCUCGAGUUUUAAUAUAUUAAAUAGUGUUUUAUUAUGAAUCAGCUUCCUUUUCUUUAUUCCCCAUAUUAUAGUUAGGACAUUGUAAUUUUUUAAGUUAUGUAGACUAUUAAUAUAAUUUCAAUAUAAUGAAGAGACUUAAAAUUUUUCAUUAUGAACAGAUGUUAGGUGUGGUAAACUUGGGAGCCAGUGAAUUGACUGAAUUAUAGCAGUCGCUAUGGCACCUCCACAGCCUUUAAGAUUACUUCAGUAUUUCUGUGAAAAGUUAUUAAUAUUACACUUCAGAUGUAUAUGAAAAUAUUAUUUUAUUGAUUUUCCUUAGAAAUUACCACACCAUUGGCCGGGCAUGGUGGCUUACCCCUGUAAUCUCAGCACUUUGGGAGGCCGAGGUGGGUGGAUGACGAGGUCAAGAGAUUGAGACCAUCCUAGCCAACUUGGUGAAACCCCGUCUCUACUAAAAAUACAAAAAUUAGCUGGGCAUGGUGGCAUGCGCCUGUAGUCCCAGCUACUUGGGAGGCUGAGGCAGGAGAAUCGCUUGAACCCAGGAGGUGGAGGUUUCAGUGAGUCAAGAUUGUGCCACUGCACUCUAGUGACAGAGUGAGAAUCCGUCUCAAAAUAAAUAAAUACAAAUAAAACAAAAACAAAAAAAAAGAAAAAAGAAAUUACUACACCAUCUAUCUGUUGACCACUUGACAAGUGAUUGGGUGAUACUGGUGGUCCGUGGACUACACUUUGAAAAGCAGUGCCACAUAUCCUGUAUUGCUUUUGUAUUAACCUUGUUGUCCUCAAUUACUGAAUUUGCUCUGUACUCCACUUUAUCAGAUACCAUUUUUUCCCUAACAUUUUUUUUUUUUAUUUUGCAGUGACAGGGUCUUGCUCCGUCACCCAGGCUGGAGUGCAGUGGCAUGAUCAUGGCUCACUGCACCCAUGACCUCCCAGGCUUAAGGGAUCCUUCUGCCUCAUCCUCCUGAAUGGCUGGGAUUAUAGGUACACACCACCAUGCUUAAUUUAUUUUUUGUAAAGAUGAGGUCUCACUGUGUUGCCUGGGCUGAACUAUAAUUUUUAUACAUAGGCUGGGUGCCGUGGCCCAUGCCUGUAAUCCCAGCAUUUUGGGAGGCCAAGGCAUGCGGUUCACUUGAGGUUAGGAGUUCGAGACCAGCCUGGCCAACAUGGUGAAACCCCGUCUCUACAAAAGAUACAAAUUUAGCUGGGUGUGGUGGCAGGUGCCUGUAAUCCCAGCUACUCGGGAGGCUGAGGCAGGAGAAUCACUUGAACCCGGGAGGUGGAGGUUGCGGUGAGCCGAGAUCAUGCCUCUCUGCACUUUAGCCUGGACAACAGAGCGAGACUCUGUCUCAAAAAAAAAUUUUUUUUUAAUACAUGAAUUGUCUAAUACCAUAGUUGUUCAACUCUAAGAUAAACUUCUUCUCAGCACCAUUAAGUAUGUAUAUAUAUAUAUACAUUUUUAAGACAGAGUCUCGCUCUGUAGCCAGGCUGGAGUGAUCUUGGCUCCCUGCAACCUCCGCCUCCCGGGUUCAAGCGAUUCCUCUGCCUCAGCCUCUCAAGUAGCUGGGACUACAGGCACGUACCAUCACACCCAGCUAGUUUUUUGUAUUUUAGUGGAGACAAAGUUUCACCAUGUUAGCCAGGAUGGUCUCGAUCUCCUGACCUUGUGAUCCACCCACCUCGGCCUUCCAAAGUGCUGGGAUUACAGGCGUGAGCCACCGCGCCCAGCUACACCAUUAAAUAUUUUUGAUGGUCCUUUGUAGUUCUUAAUGUCAAAAGAAAUUCACCAAGUGCUGUCGCAGAUGUCAUUGCCUGCAUAUAUAUAAACUUUGCCAUGCAUGGAGGUGUCUUUUCAACCAUUUAUCAUCAGAUUAAAGUUAUUUGCACUGACAACAUUACACAUGGCUGAAUUUUAAGUUACAUUUAGAUAUGUAAUUAUUUUCUGUAUCUUUCUCAAAAAGAGUGUGCUACAAGGAUUAUUUUAUAUGUAGGAAAUAGCCUGUUCCAAGAUAAAUAAUACAGUUAAAAGCAAUAGAAAUUGCUAAAUCUUAGGAGUACAUUGUAGAGUUUGAGAGAUAAUGGAGGUUACCUAUGACUGACUCAUGACUUAGGAUGGAUUAUCACUCAAGCACUAAUGUUUUAAAAAACGUUCCUUAUUUUUAAGAGAAACUGCUUAAUUUCUAGGGACAUCUAUUUGAGGAAAGAUGAAACUGAGUUUAAAGACAAAAUUCAGAGGAUUCUCAGAUGUUCUUUUAUUUGCCUCAGAAUUAUGCUGUCAGUCCCAAAGAUGUCAAAAAGAACAGAAUUCUGACUUUGAGAAGUGACAUGUUUGAUACUAUUGCAUAACUGGAGAUGGCCAAAAGUUCAGAAAAAUCACUAGACUUUGAAUGUUAAGAAAGUUUCAGUUCAAACUUUUAUCAGAUUCUGAAAAGGAAAGUGGUAUGUAACUGUUUUGAGAAAUGUAUGCUAUUAUUUUACAAUCCAUUGUGUCUUAGAAUAGAAGAAAUACAUUAUUUCUCCGUUUUAAAUUCUUUCCUUUUUUUGAACAUGCCUUUUUCAGGAUAAACUUUGCCAUGUGUGGAGGUGUCUUUUCAAGGGCCUAUUCCCUGGUGGAUUCCAGUCAAGUGUCUACAUUUCUGAUUUCCAUUCUUCUUAUAGUCUAUGGUAGUUUCAGGUCCCUUAAUAUGGACUUUGAAAAUCAAGAUAAGGAGAAAGACAGUAAUAGUUCUUCUGGGUCUUUCAAUGGCAACAGCACCAAUAAUAGCAUCCAAACAAUUGACUCUACCCAGGCUCUGUUCCUUCCAAUUGGAGCAUCUGUCUCUCUUUUAGUAAUGUUCUUCUUCUUUGACUCAGUUCAAGUAGUUUUUACAAUAUGUACAGCAGUUCUUGCAACGAUAGCUUUUGCUUUUCUUCUCCUCCCGAUGUGCCAGUAUUUAACAAGACCCUGCUCACCUCAGAACAAGAUUUCCUUUGGUUGCUGUGGACGUUUCACUGCUGCUGAGUUGCUGUCAUUCUCUCUGUCUGUCAUGCUCGUCCUCAUCUGGGUUCUCACUGGCCAUUGGCUUCUCAUGGAUGCACUGGCCAUGGGCCUCUGUGUCGCCAUGAUCGCCUUUGUCCGCCUGCCGAGCCUCAAGGUCUCCUGCCUGCUUCUCUCAGGGCUUCUCAUCUAUGAUGUCUUUUGGGUAUUUUUCUCAGCCUACAUCUUCAAUAGCAACGUCAUGGUGAAGGUGGCCACUCAGCCGGCUGACAAUCCCCUUGACGUUCUAUCCCGGAAGCUCCACCUGGGGCCCAAUGUUGGGCGUGAUGUUCCUCGCCUGUCUCUGCCUGGAAAACUGGUCUUCCCAAGCUCCACUGGCAGCCACUUCUCCAUGUUGGGCAUCGGAGACAUCGUUAUGCCUGGUCUCCUACUAUGCUUUGUCCUUCGCUAUGACAACUACAAAAAGCAAGCCAGUGGGGACUCCUGUGGGGCCCCUGGACCUGCCAACAUCUCCGGGCGCAUGCAGAAGGUCUCCUACUUUCACUGCACCCUCAUCGGAUACUUUGUAGGCCUGCUCACUGCUACUGUGGCGUCUCGCAUUCACCGGGCCGCCCAGCCCGCCCUUCUCUAUUUGGUGCCAUUUACUUUAUUGCCACUCCUCACGAUGGCCUAUUUAAAGGGCGACCUCCGGCGGAUGUGGUCUGAGCCUUUCCACUCCAAGUCCAGCAGCUCCCGAUUCCUGGAAGUAUGAUGGAUCACGUGGAAAGUGACCAGAUGGCCGUCAUAGUCCUUUUCUCUCAACUCAUGGUUUGUUUCCUCUUAGAGCUGGCCUGGUACUCAGAAAUGUACCUGUGUUUAAGGAACUGCCGUGUGACUGGAUUUGGCAUUUAAAGGGAGCUCGUUUGCAGGAGAGAGGUGCUGGAGCCCUGUUUGGUUCCUUCUCUUCCUGCGGAUGUAGAGGUGGGGCCCCUUCCAAGAGGGACAGGCCUCUCCCCAGCGCGCCUUCCUCCCACGUUUUUAUGGAUCUGCACCAGACUGUUACCUUCUGGGGGAGAUGGAGAUUUGACUGUUUAAAAACUGAAAACAGCGAGGAGUCUUUCUAGAACUUUUGAACACUAAAAGGAUGAAAAAAAUUAGCAAACCGAAGUUUCUUCAAUGACCCCUCGAGAACUUUGGGACCAGUUUCCUAUAGGGGACUCAGUUUCAGAGAACUGAGACAGAAGCUCUUCUGUCGUUAUAUUCUUCUUUCCUUUUUUUGGAUUUAUUAAAUAUUUUCUGUGGUGUGAAGUGACUUAUUAAAUCCACAGACAUUGAGUGACUUCUUACAACAUCCACAUAAGAAUUUGUUGUAAUGAGUUCAUGUCCACCCAGAUGUUGUGUUGGCAGUGAACAAGGGCACGGUUUUUAUACAUACGUACAUAUAUAUAUAUAAACACACACAUAGAUAUAUAUGAAUAAACAAAAAUGAAAUCCUGCUAAGAUCACGCUGUGUAGCUGACAGGGGCUUGCUGUCGUUUUGAGCAUGUCGAGCAGUUUACUGUGGCUUCCUUGUAUAUGGAUAAGCUGCUGUCCUUCCCCUUCACAACUGACCCCGCAGUUACAAACUAGUAUAGCAUUUGUGCUGAUUGAUGAUAGACUCAUGGACUUCAGGAGCCCUUACUUGGUUUUGAUCAGUGUAGCAAAUUAGGGAUGAAGAGUUCAAACCUUUUGGCCCUUUCUUUCUUUUCUAGGCUUCUCCCUCGCAGGGUGUUCCGUAGUUUCUUCUCGAGCCAAUGCAUGUAUUAUAGCAGCAGGUGUCUUUGUGCUUUCUCAUCAUAGUAACGUACUACUUGUAAAUACAUUUUUCUAUUUUCUAUUUUUUUGUAUUUUUUUUUUUGACAUUUUGUUUCAUUGGUGUGCUGUAUAUUUUCCAUGCCCUCACUCCUUUAAGAAAAAAAAAAAGGAAAAAAGCAACACAAUCCUGUCCUUGCUGUUGUGAUUAUAGUCUUGGUUUACCUGUGGUGACAACCGGGUGUUGGGGACACAUGUCAAAUGCCCCUCUGAGAUGGGCCCUAAAUUCCAGUAACUGGGGAAAGAACCAGCUGCUGUGUCCUGAGAGCCUGGCCCUGUGCUGUGGUCUCUGCUGCAAGCCCAGAUUUCUGGGAGUAACUAGUGUUAGGUCUGCUGACCUUUACCUAAGCAGCCCCUGCCUGGUAAGAAGGUGCCCAUUGUUCAGAGGCAAAGAGAAGCCUGCGGUUGGCAUGAGGAUGCCUGACAACAAAGGCUGGAGAAGGGCCCUGAGUUCCAGCCUCUCCCCAAGGGUCCCCGCCCCAGUGGCUGCCUCUGUCUUGACCUGUGUAAUGAAUUAGUGUGCUGUGUCACUGUGGCUUGAAGUCACUGUGGAUCGAGCUCACAGGGGGCACCCAUCCUGUUGUCAACAGAGUCUGAAGCAGUCAGGGUGUUGGAUUCCUCUGUUGUUGUCAUCAAUUCCUGCUGAGGGGUUUCUGGGGUUUUGUUUUUAAUAAAUGACUCCUUUGUAGCCUUUGUCACAUAAUCUUCACUUUGGUUGUUGGUACCAAACAGAGCUCCCAGCCAUCUCCUCCCUGUUCUGGAAGACUGAUGGGAAGACUCUGUCUGUCCCCAGACCUGGUCAUCUGCAGCUCUGGCCCAGUCAUAGAUACAUCAAAGAACUGAAGCUUCUGCUGUCCACAGAACUCAAAACUGCCUCUGCAUUGGGUGAAGACUAAAAAUCCACUUGCGGACUCUCCCUUCCUUCCUUCUCAGCCCUCGAGGAUGCAUAUAGCUAAUUAAGCAGGCCCAGAGACAGAGAGGGGGGCUCCAAAAUGACUCGGAUUAAGGGCAAGUGCCAGUGAUGGGUAGAAAUAACGUUAUCCUUCAUGCCUGUAAUCCCAGCACUUUGGGAGGCCGAGGCAGGUGGAUCACAAGGUUGGGAGCUCGAGACCAGCCUGGCCAACAUGGUGAAACCCCGUCUCUACUAAAAACACAAAAAUUAGCUGGGCAUGGUGGCAGGCGCCUGUAAUCCCAGCUAUUUGGGAGGCUGAGGCAGAAGAAUCGCUUGAACCUGGAAGGCGGAGGUUGCAGUGAGCAGAGAUUGCGCCACUGCACUCAAGUCUGGGCGACAGGGUGAGACUCCAUCUCAAAAAAAAAAAAAAAAAGGAAAUGUUAUCCUGGCAGUGGGUCAUUUUAAUUUUUCUGUCUUUGUUUUCAUAAGAAAAUUAAAUUCCAGACAGAAGGAACGUC
Molecule: messenger RNA, 38708 nt
Organism: Homo sapiens (human)
Lineage: Eukaryota; Metazoa; Chordata; Mammalia; Primates; Hominidae
Gene: SPPL3
Product: signal peptide peptidase like 3
Exons: 11
Coding region: 35065-36219 (384 amino acids)
Biological process (GO): positive regulation of cytosolic calcium ion concentration; positive regulation of calcineurin-NFAT signaling cascade; T cell receptor signaling pathway
Cellular component (GO): cytoplasmic side of endoplasmic reticulum membrane; lumenal side of endoplasmic reticulum membrane; endoplasmic reticulum-Golgi intermediate compartment membrane
Molecular function (GO): aspartic endopeptidase activity, intramembrane cleaving; protein homodimerization activity
Source: RefSeq, a predicted model, not a curated record